Amoebophrya sp. A120 is the source of this 9162-nucleotide messenger RNA. NCBI's taxonomy places the organism in Eukaryota, Dinophyceae, Syndiniales, Amoebophryaceae. The record is from the annotation of a GenBank genome assembly.
AUGACAGAAUACGUAUGUUCCAGUAUCUGGCAUCAGGUUCACUUGCUACCACUUCAACCUAGGAAAAUACUCCAAUAACCGGAAUAAGCGUCCCAGUUCGAAAUAAGCAUUGCGGUUAUGCUAUGAAACAGGUUAGGGGGUGGCAAAGCAGGCGAGUCUGGCAGGCUUUUUUUUUGUUUUCAGUGUGUGUCUUUUGCUGCUCUAAGUAGGAAUGCGAAUGAGGAAUGCGGGUGAUGAACUCAAAUGAUGAAUGCGAAUGAUGAAUGAGAAUAACAAGCCAACUGGUUUCGGCUUUCAAGAAGGGGGCGGGGCGCGACUACUCCUCACCCGAUGCAAAAACAUGCUUUAUGUUUAUCGUUUUGUAUUUGUAUGGAUGCAGCUGCAGUAAGUGUAUAAAGAUAAAGAGGCGUUUAGUUUUUUCGUCGCAUAGGAAAACUCGCACUCUACAAGGGCGUAUGGGUGGGCCCUCGUAGUGUUCGGCAAAGACUACGUGGGACCCCCGGGGUUUUUGGGAGCAAGUGAACCGCGGGAUGGGGCCGCGGUCGCGGCGCGGGGCCCUUGGCGGGGUUUUUUUUUGUUGAGGGCGUAGGAUUUGGGGAUUCGGGUUUUGGGUUUGGACUGAGGGAGGGGAGGUUUUUUCCGCCACCCCCCGGCAGCUCUGCAGGGUUUGGGGAUUUGGGGCGGCCUGUUGCCAAAUCUUGCAUGCCCGCCCCCCGACCGUGUUUGAAAAAAUAAAACGGCCGGAGCGCGCGGGGCGCGGAUCUUCGCCCCGCGAGAUCCCGCCCCCGCGCCUUGCGCCCCGCGGCGGGCCCCUGCUCGCCCGGCCGAUGCAUCCUGGCCGGGCGGUGGUGGCCCCCCUUCGUUUUUUCGUUUUCAGGGGAAGUGGCGUUUUUUCUGUUCUCGAAAGGACCGACGUUGCGGGCACCCUUCGGGCGCGAUUGCGGUAUACGGCAGCACACGGCGCGGGAAGGGUGCCAAGAUAGAGCUUCCCCGGUCGCGUCGCCUUUUCACCGCGUAAAUUAAUGCGUAGGCCCCGUUUCCCCACUGGCCUGCGUUAAUAUAUAAAACCAACAAGGCUCCCGCUGCCUAUCCUGUUGCCUGAACGAAAAGAAAAAAGUUCAAAAAUUCGUCGAGUUUUUAGAACGCAUGGGCAUAACCUUGGCCGCUUAAAUCUGUUAUUUCGAACUGGGACGCUUAAUCCGGUAUAUCGAGUACAAUACGCAAUCCUUUCCCAUGACAGAAUACGUAUGUUCCAGUAUCUGGCCCGGUGUUUUUUGUUACCGUAGCAGCACAGAAGGGACAGAACACAGUUCGGAAAAAUCAAAAAAAGCAGCAGCAGCCGCAGUUGCACUCUCGUCGUCGACAAGGAAUAACAAGCUGGUUGUAACCUCUUCUGCACGACAACAUCCUGAAGGCACUAGUCCUGCUUGUCCCUCAUCCCACCAAGCGAAGCUUGUCGGGACGAAGGACAAAGGAAAGCAAGGAAGUGAUAAAAUCAACAGGAUACAAAGCAAUAAAGACGUUUUUGAGGUACGAAGAGUCGAACUGCCUCGCCAAGAAAAUUACAUUAGCGAAGACGAGAUGCAAUACACGACUUCGUACACGGCCAGCACGAGGAGCUCCCGCUUGCAGGCGGAUGCCGUUGCGGCCGGGGGCGCGUGCUCGCGUGCCGGCGCAGCAGCGACUGGCGCUAGUUUUUCUCAGCUUCAUCAGGGGAAGAAGUUGAAUGACAAAGAGCUUGCUGCCAACAAAAUUCUGAAGCAGGAGAAAAUAUUAAAUGGCGCUAGUGGAGGUCCACUUCAAAAUGGUCAGCAACAGAGGGAAGUUGUAGCACAGUCAAAUCUCAUUUAUUCCACGACCACCACGAGAAGCCGAGGGAAAACGGAUCCUGCAAUAAGUUGUCUUACGACAACAAAUAAGGCCACUUCAUCGUCCACUGUGAAAGUAAGAGAGAGAAUAUCCAGCACGACUACAGCACCUACGCACACGACCUCCUGCUCCCAAGGAACAUCAACUACGAGCGUGGCAGCAGCCGGAUCAGCAGCAGCCUCCUCGAAGCACAAAAGCUUGACCUCUAGUCCUUGCCCCAGUCGGAGAAGUAGAGCUGGGACUACAGGUGAAACUGGCUCUGUAAGUGCGAAGAAGGGCGUGGCCGCAGGUGGAUCGUCGGGCGGAGAAGUAGCGAAUGGUGUGAACGACCCCGUUCCUGUAGUGACAGCGAUCGCUUCGAAUAGAAGUACUACGACGAGCAGAGGAGCUCGGACCAAGUCCGCAUCUGGUGCUGUCGGAGUCGUAGGAUCUUCCGACGUCGUGCCUGCUCCUGGAGAACGGAAGGAAGAAGCCGCAGCGUGUAGUCCUUCUCAAGGAGAGGAAGUCUUCGACGUGAAGCGGGGCCCUACAGCUUCUACUUCAGCCGAUACGAAAGUCCCAGGCGAAGCAGGAGCAGGAGUAGCUCCUCAACAGCAUCCGUCCACAUCAUUCGCUUCCGGAGCUGCAGAUAAAAAUGCUACAGCUAUUCUGGCCACGACAGUUCAGGAGUUAGACGACCAACUGGCGCGACUGAAAAAGGAAGAAGCUUUGCUGCUUCGUUCUUGCCUCUCCCGCGGUCUCCCGAAGUUGCAGGAAGUAUCCGCGACCCGACUCGAGCAAAGCAGACACGAACGCGAGAGGCUGAAGCAGCGGCGGGAGACAUUAACCGGCGAGCCCGCGAGUCCCGGCGGGGGGUAUAAUUACAACAGUAAAAAGAACCACGAUCAUCCGAGUACGCCGGUAAAAAAUACCACGAAAACAUCAAGUAAGGAUUCACAAGAACAAGUACUACACCUCAACGGAGGGCAGUCCGGUCAGUAUCCACAGCCAAAAUCUCCGCAGACUGUCGUGCACAGUAGGACCAAACGGGCGGAACAAAACUUCGAGUCGUGUUCUGUUUCAUCAUCUUCCCAACCUACUGCUCAGAAGUACAACAACCACCCCUACCAGACAAACCAGGAGCGGCUGGUGGCGCGGCACCACGCGAAUGUAGCGCAGCAGAGUCAACGUAGCACAGGAACAACUUCAGAGCACAACACAGCACGAAAACUCCUCCCGUUCGGGCACGAGCCGGUCGCAGUGACCCCAACAUCCAAUCGGGGCGGCGCGAAUAAACAAGCGAAUUACAUCAACAAUCGGGCAGCUGGUACAACAGCUGCACACGAGAGUUCUAGCGCUACUUUCGCGAACCAGGCACAGCAGCUACUCAGCGGCGCUUGCUUAGAACUGCAGUCCGCGGCGCGAGCGGUCGCGGGUACGAGUCAUUCUCAACAUUCGCCUAGUGCAACAACUUCUAGCCGCAACGGGGUUAAUAAAACGCCGACAAAUAAUAGUAGUAAUUGUGCUACUACACCACCGGGUCAUCAUCUUUCGACGUCUACCCGAACGCCAACGAACGGCAGUAGGAAUUAUUUUCCAUCCUCUUCGCUCGCUCAAUAUCAACUGUAAAAAUGUCUGGGUCUGGAAGAUUCUAACACUUGUCAUGCACGUUUUGCAUGAGCCAUGAUGUCUGUGAUGCAUACCCUAGCAAUACAGAUUUUUUGAGGGCUUCUUGAUGCGCAUUCCGCAUGACAAAUGCCUUCUCAGCGUAGCAAAAAUUGCAUCCCCUUUGGUACUCAUGCAAUACAGAUUUUUUUGGAAUCCAAACGCAGCAUCACAGGUUGCAUUCUUCCAGACCCAGACACUUUUCCAUUUGAUACUCAACAAGCUCACCCAAAAACUACCCCAAGCACGACUUCUAAAUCUCUCCGGACCAACCGCCUGAUGUUUCCGCCGAUCAACCCGCAGAGCGACAAGAAUGUCGCGAAACCGCCGCUGUUUCCGGUUUUGAACGCGGAAACCCUGGGGAAGCGGAAAGUGACGGACCUGAAACCCGGGACCAAGAACGACUACUGCCUGAAAUGCACCUCCGGCGCGUUCCGGGGCCGGUAUCUCUACCCGUCGCCCGAGGGGGAACUGUUUGGGGGCGACGCGGAGAACCCGCACCUGACCAUGCUUAUCAAAUGUAAAAAUGUCUGGGUCUGGAAGAUUCUGACACUUGUCAUGCACGUUUUGCAUGAGCCCUGAUGUCUGUGAUGCAUGCCCUAGCAUCACAGAUUUUUUGAGAGCUUCUUGAUGCCUAUUCCGCAUGACAAAUGUCCUCGCCGCGUAGCAAGAAUGACACUCCCUGUGGUACUCAUGCAAUACAUUUUUUUUUGGAAUCCAAAUGCAGCAUCACAAGUUGCAUUCUUCCAGACCCAGACAUUUUUACAUUUGAUAAUGCUGAUCGAGAACGCGGGUUUGGCAAACGUGCACGCCCGGAUCGAAACCGGUUCGGCGGGAGGAGCGGGUUCAAGUGCUGGCGUCGUCGGGGGAGCAGUGGUUUCCGGAUCGGAACAGGAAGGUGGGUCGAGCUCGAGUACUUCAGGAAGACCGCAGCUGUUCUUGGAGGCCGAACAGGGCGAUACCUGGACGGCGGUGCGGUGGAACAGAAGUUUGCCGGUAUGAUUGUUUGGAAUGCUAUAUUUGUCAUGUCAGAUCGCCUGCUUUAUUCCAAAAGUGUGCCGGUCUGUGGGCGGUAAGGACAGCGAACAUGACUUCUUUGCAGCAUUCUAAAUGAAUGUUGCGCAUAAUCGAUCCUGUUCUUGAUAUUGUAUGUGACAACUACAACUACUCGAAAAACCGUAAUUAGCGGCUAAGUUGGUACGGCCCACAGAACAAGAGCAAGCGAAUGAAACUUUUUCCGCACGACUGCUAGCUCCUGCAUUCUCCGACUUCCCGAGCUAAGUGCUGCAGGAUUUCUCUCCUUCUGCUUUUUCCCUGGGGAAAAAACCGCGCGCGUCCGUACUUGAGAUUUUGCGUUUUAUUCACUCGAUGACGAUGAUGCGCAAAUGCAAAAACUGUGAGGCAUAAGUUCCCUAAUGGCGCGUGCCAUUAGGGAACUUAUGUUUUUGCAUUUUCGAAAAACAUAAGUUCCCUAUUGGCACGUGCAACUAGGGAACUUAUGGCUCGAGAUUUUGGGUUUUUCUUUUUUUUCACUCCAUCCUGCGAAAAGAAAACGCAAAAACUCUGAGGCAUAAGUUCCCCAAUGGCACGUGCCAUUAGGGAACUUAUGUUUUUGCAUUUUCGAAAAACAUAAGUUCCCUAUUGGCACGUGCAACUAGGGAACUUAUGGCUCGAGAUUUUGGGUUUUUUUCACUCGAUGAUGCGCAAGUGGAAAUGCAAAAACUCUGAAGCAUAAGUUCCCUAAUGGCGCGGGCCUUUAGGGAGCUUAUGUUUUUGCAUUUUCGAAAAGCAUAGAAAUAGAUAUCCUAUUUGAGUGCGUAAAUAGGAAGCUAGUCCUUUGAUGAAGCUUUGGUUUUUUUCCGCAAAGGGAGCGCUUUGAAGCUUUGGCUUUUUUCCGCAAGAAUAGAAAGGGAGCGCCUCGCCCUGGUGCAAGGGUUUUCAUUUCUGCUCGUGUCAUGGGGACCACGCACGGCGCGACGCAAUAGCUUUCUUGUUUUGUGGCUCGGAAAGAGUUACCACUUUAGCCGCUUAUUACGGUAUGCCGAGUACUACAAACUGCUCCAAGAAAAUAAAUCGCGCAGUUUUUGUAAGUAGACAAAGCAUCUUCAAAAUAAACAGCUCCAGCCCGGGCAGGACGUGGAGUUCACCUCUCCGAACCUGACCCUCCGGCUGAAAGUCCAGGAAGGCGAGGUGGUGGACGACGAGAUUUUGGAGUGGUUGCGGCUGUACAGCAGCGAGGCAAGUCGCGAAGCGGUGAACCCGUCCUGCAAAUCGCUGGAGGAUCUCCGGGACAAAACGCCCGAGCAGGUGAUCACGGGAGAUCCGGAGAAGAUCACCGCCGGAAUCCGGACCGGCUUGGAGGAACUGGGGAGACAGUAAGACUGGCUAUAGUUUUGCGAUGAAUUCAUAGUUGUGACGAGGAGUAUAACCAUCUAGAAGCAAGCUCCUCGGUUGAUGGAUCUUUCGCUUUUUGGAAAGCAGGAGCAGAACUUCAGCAAAUAGUAAAGCUUUUUUCGUAUAGAUGAAAAUCACGCAUCAAUUUUGCUUUUUCCCCCCAUCUGCUACUGCGGCCAUCAACCAGGUUUCCGCCCAACGUGCCGUACCCAAAGACGCGGUUGAAAAUCGUCGACGAAGCUAGCGGCAAGGAGUACGCGAACGUCGGCUGGAGCGGUGGGCACGUGCUGUUGGAAAACCCCAAUUCUCCCGCGAAGAGCCUGGACACGUCGCAGUUGGACUUGUCUUCGGGCCGGGGCAGUUUGUCGCCGAGUCAGCGACGCAUCGGCUCAAAAAGCUUGAUGGGUAUAAAGAUACAAUUGAUUCAAGAAGGCUUGUUUUUCGGUUUUUGAUUUUGAAGGGUUGUUUACAGUGACCUUGUGUCAUCAAAUCUAUUCAUGUAGUUGAGAAAAAUCUAGACUUGUGAUCGUUCACCUAUAAAAACGACAAAUAACUGCCAACAGCCGCUGCCAUCGAGCAGAUGAACGGCAUACGUGUCGCUUCCUCCGAACUCGAGCGCUCCGAGGCCUUCAGGAUAUGUUACUGCAGCAAUGGAAAGUGGUACUGCCACUUCGAGCAGGAGUGCAACACGGGCAGCAAGCACUGGCUGCGGCUUUUGCCGGGGCAGAAGCACAAUCUGCAGCCGGGGGAUGUCUUCAGGAUAGGAGAGCUGGAGUUCGCAGUGUUGAGGUAUACAAACUGAUCAUUUUGGGUUUCUGUGAUUGAAUACAAUACAACUACACGGUCAAAUGUUGUGGAAAAAGGCAGAAAGUGCUAAGAAUUUUCGCAGGAACUACAACCAUUUUUCGCCGCGCAACAAUUCUCCAGGUACAAUUACGGCACGGCCUGCGACAAGGGGUUUCGAGCCAGCAUGGAAGACGCCGAGCUGGUCGAGCAGGACCUGUGCGUGUCCUCGCACCGGCUCUGUUCCAUGUUCAGCAUCUACGACGGACACUGCAAGCGCGACUGCGUCGAUUUCAUCCGCGCGCGCCUGCAUCUGGAUUUGGCCUACAACCUGCAGCAGAACAUCGACGAGACAGAAGACGUAUAUAGUGUUUUAGGAUUUUGCAUCAGAAGUAGAUGGGUCAUCUUGAUGUUCACCAGAGUCGAUAGAGCAUAAAACAAAAUGCAUGUCACACAACUUUUUUGUAGCAAGACAAAGCCAACAUUUUUUCACUGCAUGUAAAUCUAAAUACAGGUCCAUUCCCUGGUCGGUCGCGCCAUUUGGGAUUCCUGUCUCGCGGUCGACGAGGCGUUCCGGCAGGUGACGCGGCCCAACCUGGGCUACGACCUGCGCGGCCCGGACCCGGGGCCCAAGGAGGAAACCGACGCGGAACGCGAGGUCCGGGAGAUGAAUCCCGCCGGUGGGAACCAAAUGAACCAACCGGCGAGUUCCGGGUGCGCGGCGGUGUUCGCCGUACUGCUCGGCACCAGUCUGUACGUGGCCUGCAUCGGCGACAGUCGCGCGGUGCUCGCGCGGUCCGGAACGGCGUACGAGCUUUCCUGGGACCAGCGCCCCGAGCGCGACGACGAGCGCGAGCGGAUUCUCGCCCGCGGCGGCUUUGUCUCCUUCAACCGCGUUUUGGGGCGCCUCGCGGUCUCCCGCGCGUUUGGCGACUACGAAUACAAGUUUUUGAACCUGAAAGAGGUCUCCGGACCGCUAGUCAUCGCGGAGCCGGAAGUCCGGUACUGCGAACUCGAGGUAUCAAGAGUAAAAAUGUCUGGGUCUGGAAGAAUGCAACUUCUGAUGCUGAAUUUGGAUUCCAAAAAAAUCUGUAUUGCAUGAGCAGCAAAGGGAGUGUAAUUUUUGCUACGCGGAGAGGGCAUUUGUCAUGCGGAAUAGGCAUCGCGAAGCCAAAUCUGUAUUGCUAGGGCAUGCAUCACAGACAUCAUGGCGCAGGCAAAACGUGCAUGACAAGUGUCAGAAUCUUCCAGACCCAGACAUUUUUACAUUUGAUACGAGGAAGAGAAGGACGAAUUUCUGGUGCUCGCCUGCGACGGCCUGUGGGACGUGAUUCGCUCGCAGGAGGCGGUUAUCAAACGCAAAAAUGUCUGAGCCUGGAAGAUUGCAACUUGUGAUGCUGCAUUUGGAUUCCAAAAAAAUCUGUAUUGCAUGAGUACCGAAGGGAAUGCAAUUUUUGCUACGCUGAGAAGGCAUUCGUCAUGCGGAAUAGGCAUCAAGAAGCCCUCAAAAAAAUUGUAUUGCUAGGGUAUGCAUCACAGACAUCAUGGCUCAUGCAAAACGUGCCUGACAAGUGUCAGAAUCUUCCAGACACUUUUACAGUUGAUAGCGGUGGACUUCGUGCACGAAAAAUUGGCGGAGCAGCGGGCGGCGGCGAGUGGGUCUUCUAUGAAGGAAACCAGCCCGACCCAAGAACAUCAAGUAUCCGCAAACAACGCGGACGCAACAACCUCGCCGAUGUCGGCAAUCGGCACCGCAGAGCCGGUGAUGAUUGACCCGGACGCGAUUGCCAAGGCACUAGUGUACGAGGCGAUUCACGUGCGCAAAUCCCGGGACAACGUCUCUUGCGUCGUCGUGUUGUUACAGAAGGAGUACAAGCCAAAACCCGCCACGAGCCCGGCGUCGAGUGAGGGAAUGGUGCCAGCGGCCGGAGGAGCAGCGGAGGAUACCAGUGGCUUGCCGGAAGGCGUGGAGGCCGUCGACUGAGCUUUUGCAGCGACUAAGCCAACAUGAUACGCAUCGGUUUGUUGCGCUUGGAAAAGAAGAUUUUUUUGCGACCACCCGAACAAGAGAAAGUCAGAGUAGCCUUAUGAGAAGAUAGGAGUAGGAUCCCUUCGCCUUCUGAGCAGCUUAUAUACAAUCUGUUAAAGUUUAUGAUUUUUACAACGACCCCUGUUGUUCCAUCACGUCGACGCGACGCGAUGGAGAAUGUUUUAAGAUGGUAGAUUGUUGUUCAGAGACUAAAAGUAAAUGAUGGACUAUCUUCACGAGCGAUUCGGGCUAAUGCUCUGAUGCGCGAGUUAUUUUUCGGGAUGAGACAAACACAUAUAGUGAUGCAGUUUUGCUUUUGGCAGAAUCGAUGCGAGUUGCGUCAGGUUCUGUUCAUGACAAAACCGCAGGAGAAAAGAUGAAUGGGGUGGAGGGACGUACAACUUAUACAAUUUACUACCCCGAAGACCAGCCUUACGGCGAGG